AUGUAGCCUCACCAAGAAGUCUCCACUUUGAAUACUUAAGAAGAUCUACCUAGUCUAAAUUACAAUAAGAAAUCACUUAUAAGAAAUAGGAUCUCGAAGAUUCUUUGUCAAAUUGUAAAGAUUCCUCAUUUUAUUAAUAUACUAGGCUAAUUAAGGAUUGCCCAGCUUGAAAAUUAAAACAGAGGAGAUUUUAUCUAAGGUUACUCUGAUUACUAGGAAUCUCAAAAGGGUCUGACUUAGAUUAUGUCAUAACCCAAAUACUCAAACAUUCUAUCAAAUGGCCAUGAGCAAUAUUUAAGUGUUACUUAAACCAAUUAUUCUGAUAACGAUACUAUCAAUUUCAACGAUUCAACAAAUAUUCCUAGAUAAACUAAAUAAAAUGAUAGUCCUUAUAUUCAAAACUCAAAUCAGAAAAAGAAUAUUUCACACAACAUUCAAAGAUUUGAUGAAAAUACAAAUCCAUCUAUGAAUCAUAGAAGUACUUUAAAGUUCAAAUUUAAUGAUCAUAUGAUUCAUGAAGAGUAAAAUCAGCAUGAAUAAGACGAUAGUAGAGUCAAUUAUGAGUCUUGUACACUAAAUAUUCAGUAUCUGCAACCCUCUUCUAACUUUACAUCUAACAACAAUGAGUGUAGCAUGGGAACUACUUAUAGAUAAGAUUAGACUAGUAAUCUUAAUUAAUUAGAUGAUUCUAGCUAUGUUGAAUCCGAAUAAAAGUUCACUCCUGUACCAGAAUAGCAAGUAAGGCUUGAUCCAGAGCUAGAAGACCAUAUUUUAAAAGAAGAUUUAACCAAGGAAAGCGGGAGAAUUACUUUUAACUAGGGCUUUAGUUUCACCAAAACAUUGCAGUCAUAACCUUAUGAUCUGUCAGAGGAUGUAGAAAGAAGCAGAAAUUAUACUGUUGAUCAUGUAGAGACAUGCAAUACCAAGGAGACUCCAAUAUUCUCUGAAGAUUAUAGUCAGAAUCAAACCAUGUCAAAAGAUGAUGAGAAGCCAUUCAAGGAAAUAAAUCAUCAAAACAUUGAUAACAAGAACUAUGCCUAGUCAUUUUAAAAUAAGUAAAAAUAAGCAUUGGAAAGUCAAUUUAAGCAACUCUUAAAUCAAUUCGAAAGAUAAGAUUUCAAUGAUGAAAACCGUGAUUCAGAUUAAAUAGAGGAAUUAAUUCUUGAAAUUUAUAGAAUUUCUAAGCAAAACAAUGGAGUCGUUCCUUAAUAGUAUUAACAGAAACUUACUUCAUUACAAAAGGAUUUACAGUUGAAACAAUCUAAAUUCUAAAACUAUAAUAUUAAUUAGAAAAAUGCUUAGAGUACUAUAACCAUCGGAAACAGCACAAUGGCUAGCUUUAAAAGUCAUUUAUCAAGCUUUUAAUCUACUGCACUUGGAACUAUGUGUACUUAAGAGAAAGAUACUCAGCAAUUGUAGCAAUUCAUGCCAGAUUUUGUUUAAAAGUCUAUCAUUUCAUAAGAUACUAAUAUAUUAAGAAUUUAUAGAGAUCAUAAUCAGAAUUAUGAGAAGGUUAUAGCUCAGAUAAACAUUAGAAAAAUAUCAUAAUUCAAAAGUAUUAAGAACCCAACACCUUCAGAAAUUAACCUAGGACUUCUCUACUUACUAGUAUUUUCGCCUAUUGAUACUUCGAUAAAAUUAACUAAUGAUAAGAGUACAUUGGUCGAAAAAUCAUGGAAUAAUGGAAUUUAGCAAUACUUCAACAAUUGUGGAAAAAUCAUGCAAAAUAUGCGAAAAUUAAAAAGCAUGCUUGAUUAUGAGAGGAUAAACUAUCAAAUAAUGAAGGAGAUACAGCAGAUAUGGGAUAAUGGAGUGAAUUAUAAAGAACUCAGGAAUGAGAGUAGUAGAGACCUCAGAGAUUUUAUGAAUGUAAUCAUUGAGCGAAUUUUGCUGAAUAGACAAACAAGAGAACUAAUUAAUGAUCAAACCGAUUCUGGCAAUAAAAAUAUAAUUGAUCCUUAAACAAAAAGAUUAAAUGAUGAAGCAAAAUUAUAAGGCAUACUAAAUAAACCUCCAAUUGAGGUUUAACCAUAAUAUGAUGAAUUCAAGUAUCAAAUAAACAGCACUCUAUUUGAUUAAAAUCUUAAGCUUGAAAACGAACUUGUUCAAAAAAAGCAAGACAUGGCGAAGACUAGUAAGUUAGUUAGAGAGCUCAAAUCAAAGGAGAAGUAACUGAAAGUCAGCAUUCAAAGAAAAGAUAAGCAAGAAGAAUUAAAAAAGAAGAAAGAGGAUUAGAAAUCUUAUAUGCAGUAUUAAUAAUUUCUUAGAGAUCAGUUUCAAUAAUUCCUAAGAGAAAGAAUAAUGCUCGAUAAAAAGGAGAAAUCAGUAAAAACAAAAGAAUCAGUGCUUGAAAACAGACUUUAAAAGAUGAAGGAAAAUGCAAUUUACAGGCUCUAAAUGAUUGAUGAAUUCAAAGAGACACUGGAUAAACUAGAAUGGAAUGAUCGACUAAAAGAACAGUCAAAAGAAGAAAGAAAGAAGGAUCAUGAAGAGUUCUUAAUCAAGCUAAGAGAAGAUAAGAUGUUCAAAUAAGAGCUUUAUGCAAUUGAGAAAAUUAUAGAAUUUGAAGAGAGGAAAGUUAGUAGGUAGAAGGAUCUUGACUAUGAGCAUAGUAAAUUAUUGAAGGAGCAAGAAGAAAUUAUGAAAAACAUUGAGUAUAUGUUAAAAGCACAUAAAUGA
This is a messenger RNA of Stylonychia lemnae, 2679 nucleotides long. Lineage: Eukaryota; Ciliophora; Spirotrichea; Sporadotrichida; Oxytrichidae. The record is from the annotation of a GenBank genome assembly.